Parasteatoda tepidariorum (common house spider) is the source of this 1530-nucleotide messenger RNA. RefSeq names its product protein CDV3 homolog A. NCBI's taxonomy places the organism in Eukaryota, Metazoa, Arthropoda, Arachnida, Araneae, Theridiidae. The record is from RefSeq and is a predicted model, not a curated record. Gene Ontology annotation, cellular component: cytoplasm.
UAGACACGUGACCACUAGCAGUUAAAAUUUAAUUUUUCGUGAUACAUUUAUUUUCCCUGUAACCGUUAGUAUUAAGCAAAACUUUCCUCCUUUGACUGUUCAACUUUUCGUUGAUGUAAUACUAUUCAUGUCCUGUAUCACAUAUUGUGAAAAUUAGAGCAGCCUUUUUAUUUACGUGGUGGGGGUACGUGAAGCAGUUAAAUAUAUAAUCAUGUCAGAUUCCACUUUAGAUGAUUUUUUCGCUAAAAAGGAUAGAUCAAAAAAAGGAAAGGCUAAAUCAAAAUAUACGACGUCGGACACUAUAGCGAAAAAAUUAGAAGAAGGCGGCAAAAAACCCGAUGUUGUUAUGAAGAAAGAUGUGAAAGAAAAAAUUCCAUUAAGUUCUAGCAAUCCAUCUAUAGCUAUUCCUUCAAUUACUAACGAACAAGAAGAUGAUGAAUGGAAGAAUAUUGAAGAAAAAGAAGCUGAUUAUUCAGGUCUUCGUAUUCAAGCUCUUUCAAUAAGUGAAAAAGAGAAAGAAGAAGAACAGUUGAAGGAACAAUUAUUAUCAGAACAAAAUGGUGAAUCGAGAAAAGAAUCUGAUGGUCAAUCUGGUCCAUGGAAAGUUGUCCAAACGCCAGUCUCUGAGAUAGAAGAGGAAGAAGAAAUACCAUCUAAAGAAGAACCUGAAGUGAAGGAAGAAACAACGCCUGCUAGCAAACCUGUUGGAACGUACAGACCUCCGGCUCUGAGGAAUGCUCCAGCAUCUACACCUACAUCUGGAGGAGGUAGAAGACACCCAAAAAAUGCCCCACAAAUAAGUAGUGAACUUCAUUUUCCUUCCCUCUCCUCUGCUGUGGAUAGCAACAAAUGGAAACUUGGGGAAUCUGAUCGUAGUUUUCAAUCAGUUAAGCAUGGUGUGCGGUCAAAAGAUAAUACUCAGAGGGAAUUAAAGCUUGAUUUAGAAAACAAAUUCUCUGCUCUGCACCAAAAUGAAUAAUAAUUAGAAAUAUCAAAGAAUCAAUUUUUUUGCAAUGCCUUUAUACUACAGUAAACUUACAAGCUGUUACAAUUUAUUAAAUGAAAUAAACAUUUUCUGGUCAACAUCUGCAACAUUUUACAAUGAAAAAAAUGAAUUUAUUUUGUAUCGACAAUAAAAAUUAGUCCAUGUUCUGUCAUAAUUUUGUAAGAAAUGGUGAUUAGAGAGUUAUUUAGUCUGUUCAUAAUGCUACGUAAGCUUUUAUUGAAGAAUGGGUUAUGAGUGGUGAUAUAACCAUGAAAUAUGUUUUAUAAAUCUAUUUAAUUAAUUAUCAGAAAUGUGCUUUUAACUAUUGAAUAACUGUGAGGAAAAAGUGGCUUAAUAUUUUUUAGUUUGGAAGAAGAAAAAAAAUGGUUUUUUGUGUUGAUUUCUUUAGUGUCUCAAUUCUUCAUAUGUGACGUUCAUGUAAGCAUUUAACAUCUCAAGUGCUUAUUAAAGCUGCAGUUUAUUUUAUUUUAUACCUAUGUAAAUUGUUAUAGAAAAGUGUUUAAAUAAAAGUAAUGUAUUUCACA